CGCUGUUGGGCAGAUCAUGUCCGUGCACUUGGUAAAGACUGAAACGCGGCGCGCGGAGUGGCGCUUCCUUGCUCGGCGACUGUUUUCCCAACUUUCGCCCCCGCGCUCCGCUUUAUUUUGAUAAGGUGCCGCUGCUUGAUCCGGUCCUCCCUGCUCGCUUCUUUUCGCCGGUGCCAUGAUUAGACAAGAGAGCUCGUCAUCUUACCAAGAGUUGAAUGACGAUAUGGAGUGUGCACCUGCAAAUUCUGAACCAACAGAUGAACAGUUAGAUGAAGAGGAUAAGGAAGAUACCAGUUCAACAAUCCUUCCAGUCCUAGAUGGCAGCAGCCCUUCUGUGCGUUUCAGCAAGUCCUGCCUGAAGAACGUCUUCUCUGUAAUACUUCUCUUCAUAUACCUGGUGCUUAUGUCAGUAGCCAUUUUUUUGGCCUAUCAAACCAUUGCUGACUUUAGAGAAAAACUCAAGCAUCCUGUGAUGUCCGUCUCGUUCAAGGAAGUGCCCUCUUAUGAUGCCCCUGGUAUUGCCCUCUAUCCAGGCAAGGCUGAAUUGCUAACCUGCAAGCAUCACUUCUACGAUUACAUUCCACCUCUGGUCAACCCAGGCCAGCCAGGGAAAAUUGAAUGUGUUACUCAGAGAAUCAGCUACAUAGAUCCUUUUACUAAUGAAACCAAGAAACAUGCUGUGAUUGUGAAAGGACCCCAAGAUGUGAAGAAACGGGAAUUGGUCUUCAUGCAGUUUCACCUAAAUGAGACUGAGCAGGAUUUCAGUGCAAUAGAUUAUCUUCUUUUUUCUUCAUUCCAAGAUUUUCUCAACAGUCCGAACAAAUCAGAAUUUAUGAAAGUAUGUGAGAGCUCCUAUUCCAGUUGGAAAUUCUCUGGAGGUUUCCGAACUUGGGUCAAAAUGUCUUUGGUGAAAACAAAGGAAGAAAAUGGCAUGGCGACAGUUGAAUUCAGGCAGGAGAUUAGUGUGGUUAACUACAUUGAACGGAGGACAAAAGCUGGCACUGACCAGCUAUUUUUUGUGGUGUUUGAAUGGAAAGAUCCUUUUAUUCAGGAAGUUCAAGAUAUUGUCACUGCAAAUCCUUGGAACAUGAUUGCUCUUUUGUGUGGUAUAUUCCUGGCUUUGUUUAAAGCAGCCGAUUUUGCCAAACUGAGUGUGAAAUGGAUGAUAAAAAUCAGAAAACGGCAUCUCAAGAGAAAAACUCAAGCCUUAAACCAUAUAAAUUGAGAACAGUGUGCUUCACAGAUUUCUGUUUCACUGAGAAGUACAAAUAGGACGACUAAACCAAUACAACCACUGUCUUAUACAAGAGAACUGCAUUAAUGGAAGGACAAAUUGCUUAACUGGAUUGAAUUUAACACUUGGAAGUUUUAGAAAAUGAUUGACUCUUUAUAAAUCCAUACUCUUUUCUAAAAAUAUCAUUUCUGUUACAAACUGCUACUUAGUGGUAGGUAUUUAACUUUCUGUAAGAAAAGAAACAAUUUGUAUGGAUGAAGUAGGAUAUUUUUUUAAAAAAAUAGGGGGGAAUUUAAAAUACAAUGUUUACCAGUAAUAGUUUAGUUAAUCCUGUUCCCAAGCAAUGAGUCUGAUCGCUAAUCAACUCAGGGACAAAGACUUUUGCUCCAAGGCCUUCAGCUGGAUAUGCUGUCAUCAGAGUACUUUAUUGGAGUCUGAUUCAGUAUUAAGUAUCACUUAUAUUCCAACUGUUGCUCUGACAAACACACUCCAAGGGAUGAAAGCACAUUAUUAAAACAGUAUGCACUAACUGUAUUUUGAACAUACCACUGAUUAACAGCUAACCCAAAAAGCACGACAGAGAUUGAUCAAUCAAUAUUGGUUGGCUGCAGGGCAUAAGAGUUUGAUUUUUUGGUAUUUCUACCUGAGAUAAUAAUUCUGUAUUGGAUUUCAGUUCUUUGUGUGUUGGACUUGUAUUUGCUAAAGCAGGAACAAUCUUUUUUAUAAAAAGAACAAUUGAUCUCUGAUAACCACUGGAGGGAUUGUGUUGAUAUGAUAUACUGUACUGCCAGAUUUGGGGUUGUAGUGCCAUGUGCCUGUUUUGAUUUGCCUACUCCUCUAUUAACAGAAUAUAGUACAAUAAACCUAAAAAUAGCUCUUGUGUUUGCAAGAGUUAUUAUUAACUGAAACAAGACGGAACACUGAAAACACUGGCAUUUUAUCAAGUAUUCCUAUUAGAUAAUACUUACGCUGAAGAUUUUUCAGUAAAAUAUACCUCUGUGCUACAUUUGCAGGUAGUCCUUGACUUCC
Python bivittatus (Burmese python) is the source of this 2263-nucleotide messenger RNA. RefSeq names its product proton activated chloride channel 1 (gene PACC1). Gene Ontology annotation, cellular component: cell surface. The record is from RefSeq and is a predicted model, not a curated record. Lineage: Eukaryota; Metazoa; Chordata; Lepidosauria; Squamata; Pythonidae.